UGUUAUUUGAACACAAACCGAUUCUUAGCACAAUGAUAAGGAAGAAACAUACAACGAACAGACGCCUUGGAAACAGUUACUGUAACCUUGUGAUGUUUUCCCACUGCAUCAGAAAUGUUCUCCUGAGUCCUGGACAGUGAAAGCAUCCUGUGCUGUGUAUAUUAUUCUCGUCUCCGACGGAUGGAGGAGUGAUGCUGCUGUGGCCACCAGCACUGAGCUCCAAACUCUGGAACUUGUUGUGUGGAGCAGCUGAGUGUUGUUGUGCACAUCCUCAUCCUCAUCCUCCUCAUCAUCAUCAUCUCUCCAUCCUCCUGGGCUCCUCCUCUGCUCCAGACGAAUCGACCGGCAGGGCGAAAGUGCAGCACCGAGCUCUUCGGGCAGAUCAAAAAGACCCCGUGACGCCGUUGCAGCGGUGGCUGGGUACAAAAGCUGGAGAGACAGAGGUUCACACGAUGCCAGAGCGGCUCAACAACUUCCCCCCCCUGCCUGCCAUCCUACCCGUCAAGCCCUGCUUCUACCAGAAUGUGGAGGAGGAGAUUCCCGCCCAGCACCAGCAGCUCGUUCGCCGGGUGUAUAACCUCUGGAUCUUGUACUCAGUCACACUGUGCGUGAACGUGGUGUCAUGCGUUGCCUGGUGGGCCGGUGGUGGCAGCGGGGUUAAUUUUGGCCUUGCGCUACUCUGGCUGCUCCUCUUCAGCCCCUGCAGUUACAUCUGCUGGUUCAGGCCGCUGUACAAGGCUUUUCGGGCAGACAGUUCCUUCAACUUCAUGGUCUUCUUCUACGUCUUCUUCCUCCAGUGCGUCCUCGUAGUCAUCCAGGCCGUGGGCAUCUCGGGGUGGGGUGCCAGCGGCUGGGUCGCGACCAUCCUCUUUUUCAGUGACAAUGUUGGCUCUGCCGUGGUGAUGCUCCUGUCUGCACUUCUCUUCACCGCAGUGGCCGUGUUGAUGGGCCUGGUCUUCAUCAAGGUGCACCGCUUGUACCGAGGUGGAGGGGGCAGCCUUCAGCGCGCCCAGGAAGAAUGGAACAGUGGUGCCUGGAAGAGCACUCCUGCCAGGGAAGCCGAUUUCAACACCAUCUCGAGUGGACCCAGCCUGCCCCAGUACCCCACCGCCGUACCCAGCUACCCUGACAACGGACCGUGGUGAUACUCUGAUUGCCCGGUAGAGGGACACACAGAGCAGACCAGUGUUCGUCUGGCCGGGAAGCCUGGAAAAGCAGCUACAGCUCUGGAUAACAUACUCGCAUGUAAACAGUUAGUGCUCUGCUGGAGGGAAAUGCCAUGUGGCAAACAGACCGCUGCCUUAUUAACACUACACCCUGUUGUUAGCAUUACCGUGUUUUGAUACGACUGAUUAAAAAGGAUCCUUCGCCUUUCUUUGUGGAAGAAAUAGAAUGAUCACAAAUGAGCAGCACAUUUCUGUCGAUAUUCUGCCAUACAGAGUGUGAGUUUGUCAAAACUGGGAGCGCGUCACCUGCUCACAACACACAGCAUACCUAGGGCCGUCUCCUCAGAUCUGUGCUUUUAUGUAAAUCAAAAGUUGCGUAGCGAGUUGUAACAUUUUGAUUCUCAAUAUCAAAACACUGAUUUAUUGAUUCAGCAGUCUGGUAGUAAAAUAGCCACAUUAAUAGCAUGAAGAAAAUAAUCAAUAUACACGUCUAAUUAGCUUUGCCUUUCCAGGCCUCUCACAACACACACACACGUAAACAAUGGCCUUUCAGUUAAUUACAGAAGCUCACUUGGUGUACAGAUCAGUUAGGAUGGGGGCAUCAGCUUUACUUUUGUUCUGCUAAGAUUGCUGAAAAUCAUUAUAAGUAACUUAUGACCAGCAAGUGGGAAGUUCUGGGUGGGUAGCUUCUCUUUCACCUUGCAAGCAUCCUUCUCAAAACGACAUAGCAUGCAAAAUGAUGCCAUUUAUAAGCCCAAUUCUGGUUUGGAGGAGUAGCAGGACUGUGACGUGCGACACAGUGUCUUGUGAUCCUAGAUGGUGUUUCAAGUGAUGUUUCUACAAUAACUGUAAAUGCAAUGUCCACAUAUCUUGGCAGCUCGACCUCCCUCUGCCCGAAAAGGCUGUAAAGCGUCCGGUCUUUGGGCUCCGACACCGACCAGGUGAUGGAGUGCAGAGCUGCAGAAAUUGCUCGAGACCCUGUCCGCUCUCUGCUCUGUGUUUAUCGGUUGUUCCCUCACCUUGGAAAAGUAGGAAACACGAGUCAGUUUUCAGUGGGAAGCUUUGCAUGAAAAGUGUGCUGCACGCAUCCGUCACGCUCCCACUUUACCUUCUCAUUUCCAGCGGUGGUCGGUGUUGGUGCAGGGCUGCUCAUGCGCCGCAACUGCAUCCACUUAAUUCUCACCGGGAAGGCACGUAGUGGUCAUGUGCAGACUUACUAUGGCUACAGCCCUAGAGCUCACUGACAGGGUCUCCCCCCGGUCAGUGCUCUGGGGAUUGGUCAUCUCGACGUCUCCAAGUUGCAUCUGUUUACGAUACUAACAGGUCCCUCUGAUGCUUUCCCAGUGCGUCAUCUCAUUCUUAUAGUUCUACUUCUCAUGUAACUUUUUGUCAGCGAGAUAUGUUUGAGGUAUUUACAUUCAUAUACACUCGUCCCCCGUUGUCUCCUGAUACCUGGUUUGUUCACGUGUCAAUAAUUAACACCAGUCAUCGUUAACCGGUCCAGAUUUGAUUUUCAUAUAUCUGGCCCAUGAUAUCGGACCGGGGCGAAUUGGAAGUUCUCCCCAUAACAAUGGAACAAUUAAUUUCCUUACCUGGUUUGUUGAUAUUCGUUCCGUUUUCAGGGAUGAAUUAGGACUGCUUAACGGGGAUGAGUGUAAUUCACUUUUUUGUAUAUAUUUACAUGUAACUUGAUAUUUUUCUGUUUUUUUUUUUUUUU
Molecule: messenger RNA, 2883 nt
Organism: Scleropages formosus (Asian bonytongue)
Lineage: Eukaryota; Metazoa; Chordata; Actinopteri; Osteoglossiformes; Osteoglossidae
Product: secretory carrier-associated membrane protein 4
Exons: 8
Coding region: 192-1145 (317 amino acids)
Biological process (GO): protein transport
Cellular component (GO): recycling endosome membrane; trans-Golgi network membrane
Source: RefSeq, a predicted model, not a curated record